AAACAAUCUAAUCUCGUGGUUCACUCCACUACUUUAUACUUACUUACUACCCCUUCCUCUUCUUCUUUCGAACCCUUCCCUUCCUUCUACUUGAAGUCUUCCAAAAUCUCUCUUUUCACCACAAAAAAAAGAAGAAGAAAAACAAUACCCAAACUCAAACCCGAAUCUACGUUCUGCGGCACACCUCCAGUCACUACAAUUGACAUCGCUACCAUACCAGCCCUGCAUUCCACGUUUUUGCACCGCGCGCCGCGCCUUAGCUUGGCUUUACCACCACCCCAACCCGUCAAAUUGCUGUGAUCCCCUCUGCAGCAAUCCCCCACCAAAUUGUCGUCGCAUCUCGUGCUUGCAUUCUCUCUCUCUCUCUCUCUCUGACACCAUGACCGAUAUAACAUCAACUGUUCUGCAACCGACGUCGGUUGCCACCAUUGUAGACGUCCUCAACCCCACCAAGGAACAGCGAGACUCGGCUUAUUACUCGGGCUCCAGUACUAAUGGCGACGGCAGCAAACAUAAUUCAAUAGCAGCGCCCCGGAACACUGGCUCUAUUACCCCGUCGCCGUCGAACGGCUACCAAUCUUCCACCGCCGAUAUGACACCGUCGCCUAUUGCGACAACCGGCCAUGCCCCCCAACCUCUGGCCUCCCCCGUGUCUGGAGGCAUGUCCAUCACUUCAAUGGUGACUUCCCCGACGACACCUUCCAGUAUGGACGAAAGCAUGCUCGCAAAGCUCAACCCGGCCUACAAUGCGCCUGGCCAGAGAGCGUCAACAACCUCGCUGGCCGACCCGAGGCGCGAGAGCGUAGACGGGCGCAUAAACAGCGGCUUCGAUGGCAUGAGACUCCAGGGCAAUCCCCCCUACGCGAGCAACAACCAAUCCACCGCCUCCAUACAGAGCAGCCUGCAGCAGCAGCGGAAUCCGGGGCUUAGCGUGUCAAACUCCGAUAGGCUCUCGGCGCCGAGGUUCCCUAACACAUACCAACCCAACUCUCAACGGUAUAAUGUACGGACCGCACCUACUAUUACGGGCCCCGCUGCCAGCGCCGUUGCCAAUGCAGCCGAACCCACAAAGGGACAGCCUUGGGCUUUCCCUGACGACACUGAUCGCCGCGUCUCCAUGAACCCUUUGGAGAUCGAGGGCCAUGCGACGUCGUACCUCGAGUCCCGCCGCAGCAGCAUCGCUGAUUCCAUGGCUAGCAGCCAAUACACCACCGAAUCGCGCCUGCCGCGCGGCCAACGGCGUCUGGAGGAUGGCUAUCCACAAGCUGAGUUCCCGCCGAUGAAUCGUGGCUCGUCCGAGUUCCACGGUGCUGCGCACCACCACCACUCCCUGCAACAUCGCCAGGUCGGCGAGAUCCGCGAUGAGGAGGGCGGCUCGCCGGGUAGCACGCAGCCUUAUAGCCGUACGCCUGAGCUCCGCAAGAGCCACAAGUUGGCGGAACGUAAGCGUAGGAACGAAAUGAAGGAGCUGUACGAUGAGCUACGGGAGAUGCUACCGUCGGAACGCGGUAACAAGACAAGCAAAUGGGAGAUCUUGAGCAAAUCCAUCGCACAGCACAAGGCACAGGAAGACAGGUGCCAGAACCUGGAGCAGCAUUACCGUCAACUGCAGACUGAUAACGCGCGGAAAGACUCACAGCUGCAGAGAAGCAGAGACGAGAUCGCCGAGCUCCGCGCUGAAGUCCGCACAAUGCGCCACGAAUUCUCAUUAAUCAGAGGCGACAUGGCGCAACCGCACGCCGUCCCAGUGAGCCAAGCGCCACCGCCCGUAGACAACUACAGCAACGACCCCUACCGCGCCCGCCAAGAAGCCCGGCCUGAAGUCGGCCUCCCCCCGCUGCGGAGUCUAAACACACCUAUACCCUCGCCCUUCCCGCAGCAGCAGCAAGCAGACUCCAUGACCGGCGUUCAAUACCACCACGAGCGGCCCGCAACGAACGGAUACGCACCUCCCUACCAGCCACGGGUCUGAUCCAUCUACGCAUAUCAUGACUGCAUAAUUUAGCUAUUUAUUUGUUCUAAUAUUGGCGCGGAUGAAAACGUGGAUAACGGCCUUGUCUACGAGCGGACUAUACCUCGCCAUCCUAGCGAACUACUGCGGCUACCGCAGCGAAUGCGGCGCCGAUUUUGACGUCUCCAGUCUAUGAGCAUAUGUACUGGUCCAUCUUAUACCCGCUGCCGGGUAUCGUUCUGUCGAUAUAGGACUUGCCUCCAUACCUCUUGUUCUAAUCUAUUGUAUUUUUGGGCUGGGAUUUUUAUCGGCACAUGCGGUCGCAAAAGUAGCUCAUUGUUAUCAAUCGGUGUAUUAGGUUUUGCUUUUUUUUGGAUCGGGG
Molecule: messenger RNA, 2333 nt
Organism: Pseudogymnoascus destructans
Lineage: Eukaryota; Fungi; Ascomycota; Leotiomycetes; Thelebolales; Thelebolaceae
Exons: 3
Coding region: 380-1972 (530 amino acids)
Biological process (GO): positive regulation of transcription by RNA polymerase II
Cellular component (GO): RNA polymerase II transcription regulator complex
Molecular function (GO): protein dimerization activity; DNA-binding transcription factor activity
Source: RefSeq, a predicted model, not a curated record